AUGGAUAACAAUAUUGUGAUUAAAAAAUAAUGGUUCAUAAAAUCGUCAGCAACUAAAAUUGAAGAUGCCUACGAGUUUGAUCACAAGAAGCUCCUUGGCUAAGGCACUUAUGGAUAGGUUGUGAAAGCCAAGCUGAAAGGAUCGAAAUAUUACAGAGCUAUUAAGAUCAUCCCAAAGAGCAAAGUCAGAAACCCCGAUCGUUUCAGACGAGAGAUAGAGAUUAUGCGAAAUUUAGAUCACCCAAAUAUCAUUAAGCUAUUUGAGACUUUCGAGGAUGCUAGAAAUGUGUAUUUGGUGAUGGAACUUUGUGAGGGAGGCGAACUCUUUGAUAGGAUUAUUGAUAAAGGUCAUUUUUCAGAAAACGAAGCUCGAAUCACAAUUUUGUAGAUUAUGCAAGCUGUAAACUAUUGCCAUUAAAACGGAAUUUGUCAUCGUGAUUUGAAACCAGAAAACUUUUUGUUGCUGACCAAGGCUGAUGAUUCACCCCUAAAAGUCAUUGAUUUCGGAUUGUCAGUUAUAUUCCACGAUAAUCACGUGGAGAAACUGAGCCAAGGGAAGGUGAGUAUGACAACUAGAGCAGGAACACCUUAUUAUAUCUCCCCUGAGAUUUUGGAUGGCAAAUAUGACGAAUCCUGCGAUAUUUGGUCAGGAGGAGUGAUACUCUACAUUCUAUUGUCAGGAGUGCCUCCCUUCUAUGGAAACACAGAUCCAGAGAUUUUGGAUGCAGUAAAGAAAGGCAUCUUUACAUUCAACAUUCCUGAAUUCAAGAAGGUUUCUGAAGGUGCCAAGGAUUUGAUUUCGAAAAUGAUCUGCAAACCAGAGAAACGUCUGAAAUCUCACGAGAUUCUCUAGCACCCAUGGAUGAAGUAAUAACAUCCUGGAGGUUCAUCUUUAAGUGUUAAUUAUCAAUCUUUGAAGAAUUUUACAAAUUUCAAUAAGUUAAAAAAGGUUACAUUGACUUAUAUAGCUUCGUAAUUGUCAGAAUAGGAAAUCUCAGAGCUAGGCAAAUUGUUCAAAUAAUUGGAUAAGAAUGGAGAUGGUGUUUUGACCAUGGAUGAAUUGACUCAUGGAUUGACAGGCCUCAAGAAGGAGUCCCAAAAUGAAAUUAUGAAUGUGAUCAAAAGCAUUGACACCGAUGGUUCAGGAACUAUCAAUUAUACAGAGUUCUUGGCAGCCACCAUAGAGAAAAGUGUAUACAUGAAGUAAGAGAGACUGUUCUAAGCAUUCAAGAUGUUUGAUUUGGAUGGAAGUGGGAAGAUAUCAAAGGAUGAGUUGAGGUAGGUUUUGGGAAAAACUGGGUCUGGGUUUGAUGACAACACUUUCAAGGCUUUGAUUGCAGAUGCUGACAAAGAUGGAGAUGGCGAAAUUGAUUACAAUGAGUUUAUAGAAAUGAUGGACAAAAUGAAAUCGUGA
Molecule: messenger RNA, 1413 nt
Organism: Paramecium tetraurelia
Lineage: Eukaryota; Ciliophora; Oligohymenophorea; Peniculida; Parameciidae
Exons: 8
Biological process (GO): peptidyl-serine phosphorylation; intracellular signal transduction; protein autophosphorylation
Cellular component (GO): nucleus; cytoplasm
Molecular function (GO): calmodulin binding; calcium/calmodulin-dependent protein kinase activity; ATP binding
Source: RefSeq, a predicted model, not a curated record